UAAAAACCCGAGACCAAGUUGAAGAUGAAGAUGAAGAUGAUGAGCAAAUUCCUGACUAGACUAAGAUCAAUACCAACCCAGCAAGUGAGGCACUACACGGCAGCUGUCACGCCCUCAGCUUCAUCUCCAGCUCCCGGACAUGUGCCCGUUCUCUGCCAGACGGCCAUUGACUAUCUGCAGCCAUUGGCAGGGGGCAAAUACAUCGAUAUGACCUUUGGAGCUGGUGGACACACGCGUCGUCUGCUGGACAGCUGCCCUGAGGCGACGGUUUAUGCGCUGGAUCGUGAUCCACUGGCCCAUGAGCUGGCCCAGCGCUUGAGCCAGGAGCCACAGUAUGAGGGACGACUUGUGGCCCUGUUGGGCAAGUUCUCGGAGCUGCCACAAUUGUUGCAAGAUCUGGAUGUGCCACGGCACAGUAUCGAUGGCAUGCUCUUUGACUUCGGCUGCAGCUCCAUGCAGUUCGAUGAGGCUGCUCGAGGCUUUUCCAUCUCACACAAUGGACCACUAGAUAUGCGCAUGGAUUGUGGACGCACUGGCGGUGUCAGUGCUGCUGAUGUGCUUGCCCGGGCCGAGGAAGCGGAUCUGGCGCGCAUCCUUCGUGUCUACGGCGAGGAGAAGGCGGCCAAGAAGAUCGCUCGCGCCAUUGUGGAGGCACGUGGUGCAUUGCAGCGAAUUGAGACGACACGACAGCUGGCCGAUCUGGUGUCCGCUGUGCUCGGCGAGGGUCAGCGUCUGGACAGGCUUCAGCGGCCGGCACAUGCUGCUACCAAGACAUUUCAGGCCCUGCGCAUCUUUGUGAACAACGAGCUGAACGAGAUCAACUAUGGCAUGCUGCUGGCCCAGGAGUAUUUGAGGGCUGAGGGCCGCCUGGUGGCCAUCACCUUUCACUCGCUGGAGGACACCAUUGUCAAGCGUCACAUCAAUGGCAAUGUCAUCGAAGGUGUGGCCAAUCCCGUGCCGUUAAAGUACUGCGGUUAUGACCUCACCCACGACCCAGAUCUAUUGGAAUCUUUUGUGCAAUCCAAUUGGCGUCAACUCCAUCGUCACGUCAUCCUGCCCGAUGCCUCGGAAAUCGCCCGCAAUAGUCGCAGCCGAUCGGCCAAGUUACGUGCUGCCAUUAAAAUUAAGUAACGAUUUCUUCAAUUAAUAUUUGUAUUUGUCAGGAAUAAAACUGCUAUCCAAUCACGAAAUGUUCUCCCAACUGA
Messenger RNA from Drosophila innubila, 1205 nucleotides. Its product is annotated as probable methyltransferase-like protein 15 homolog. Gene Ontology annotation, molecular function: rRNA (cytosine-N4-)-methyltransferase activity. Gene Ontology annotation, biological process: rRNA base methylation. The transcript has a single exon. Lineage: Eukaryota; Metazoa; Arthropoda; Insecta; Diptera; Drosophilidae. The record is from RefSeq and is a predicted model, not a curated record. The coding region runs from base 25 to 1131 and encodes 368 amino acids.